Molecule: messenger RNA, 918 nt
Organism: Phaedon cochleariae (mustard beetle)
Lineage: Eukaryota; Metazoa; Arthropoda; Insecta; Coleoptera; Chrysomelidae
Source: the annotation of a GenBank genome assembly
AUGCAACAUAACUUUGGCGAUCUUGAAGUAGUUAUCUCCGGCGGCUUCACUGAGGAAGAACAUGCUCAGUCCACGAAUUUGCGUCGAAAUGUUGAUUGCCUGAAAUCAUCACACGAGGAAGCUGACACGCGCAUGGUUCUUCAUGCCGUUCACACCACAGCUCAUAACGUUGUUGUGAUGACGAGGGACAACGACGUUGUUCUUCUUCUUAUCUACCACUUCGCUAAAAUGAAAUGCUCCUAUUUGUGGGUAAUGAGUGGCACUGCACGUGACACCAAGUACAUUCCUGUACAUGAUAUAUGCAGAAAGCUUAUGCCGGACCAAGUCUCCCAUCUUCUUGCUUUCCAUGCAAUAACCGGCUGCGAUUCGACGUCUGAGUUGGCGUCUAUCACGAAAGUUGAAGCGUGGAAGGCUUUUUCUGGGACAAACUGCGAUCUUCUGGGACGCCUCGGACAGUCGCCACUUGAGGAGGACGUCCUUAGCAAUGUCGAGAAAUUUGUCGUCAAACUGUAUAAGGUUGAUUCCAGCAUCACAUGCUCAAACAAUGCCCGAAGUUAUUUAUUUGGAGCUGUAAGAAAGCCAGAAUUUCUCCCACCGACAACUGAUGCACUUCGUCUCCAUAUUAAGAGAUGCAACUACCAGGUGUGUGUUUGGGAGAUUGCGCAUAUCCCCAAACCGUCACUACCUAGGCUGCAGGACUGUGGCUGGAUUGUGCAGAGAGAACAAGUUGUUCCUCGUUCAAUAACACUGGAUCCCAUUCCUAAGACGUGCCCAGAAAUAGUUGUCUGCUCGGUUGUCUGUCAUUGCAAAGGACAUUGUAAUACAAAAAAUUGCAGUUGUAGAAAAGCCAAUGUCUCUUGCAUCAAACUGUGCACUCCCUGUAAACGUUCUUGCCUGAACUCUGGAGACACACAAUAA